Messenger RNA from Culex pipiens pallens (northern house mosquito), 2588 nucleotides. RefSeq names its product F-actin-capping protein subunit alpha (gene cpa). The record is from RefSeq and is a predicted model, not a curated record. The annotation marks the transcript as partial. Gene Ontology annotation, molecular function: actin filament binding. NCBI's taxonomy places the organism in Eukaryota, Metazoa, Arthropoda, Insecta, Diptera, Culicidae. Gene Ontology annotation, cellular component: actin cortical patch; F-actin capping protein complex. The transcript has a single exon. Gene Ontology annotation, biological process: barbed-end actin filament capping; actin cytoskeleton organization.
UUUGUUUCGCUCUCCCUUUUUUUUCCAGGCGGUGGCCGGUUCCUCGACCCGCGCUCCAAGCAAAGCUUCAAAUUCGACCACCUGCGCAAAGAGGCGUCCGAUCUGCAGAACGCCGACGGGGACCUCAUCUCGGAGCAGUGGCGCGCCAUGCUGGACAUCGAGGCGCUCACGUACAGUGCGAACCACUACCGCAACGGGUCGUGCUCGGUGUUUGGGCGGACCAGCAACGGCCAGAUCACGUUGAACGUGUGCAUCGAGGAUCACCAGUUUCAGCCGAAAAACUUCUGGAACGGACGGUGGCGCUCCGUGUGGGCCAUCACGUUCCCGGCUUCGGGCAGCGGCGGCACGGCCGAACUGAAGGGGCUGCUCAAGCUGCAGGUGCACUACUACGAGGACGGUAACGUGCAGCUGGUGUCGUCGAAGGAGUUCCGCGACACGGUGGUCAUCACGAACGAGGCCGCCACGGCGAAGGAAAUCAUCCGGGUGAUCGAGGAGAGCGAACACGACUACCAGACGGCAAUAUCCGAGAACUACCAGACGAUGUCGGACACGACGUUCAAGGCGCUCCGGAGACAGCUGCCCGUGACUAGAACGAAAAUCGACUGGAGUAAGAUAGUGUCGUACAGCAUCGGGAAGGAGCUGAAAACGCAGUAAGGCAGAAUGCAGGAGGAAGGUGUGUUUAAGGUAAGUGUUGUGUGUGCAUGGCCGGGAAGCAGAAUAUACACAUUUCGUGUGGGCGAGCCCGCUGGAACACGAGGGGGAGGGAAACUUCUAUAGACAUGCACCGUUCUAUAGAGGGAGCUGAUGGUGAGAGCUACGUGUAACAAAACCGCGAAACAAUUAUAACAAAUUUAACUAAUAAUUUUCAAAAACAAAGCAAAAAAAACGCGAAAAUCAAGCAGCAAAUAUUCGAAGCAAAACAUCGUCUUUUUACAAUAAACAAGCAACCACAUUCAAACAGACACUCUUUACACAACUAGUUCGCAAAAUCAAUCGUGAGACCGUUGAACGAACGCUUUCGAGAGAUAACAUCGCUGUAAAUUCAUCGCUGGGUAGGGAAUAAUUAAAAAGGGUAAAGUGUAACCUCUAGUGACAAAAAAAAAAAAGAAAGAAAAAAAUCAAUUAUAUAGAAAAGCAAAAUUAAACAAAAAAAAACUCACGCAAAACACGUAUUAGAACUCAACUCAGAAACUCGAAUUCACCGACGUUUGGCCUGCAACAUAGAUAAAGCAAAAACAAAUGGAAAACACUCUUUUUAGAUAAUGUUAGUCUGACACACACUCUCACGAGUUCGAUGAAUUCUUACCACCUUGGAAAGAGGACGAAACUUUGCAGUAGUAGCAACUUUAUUAACGCGCUCAAUAGAUUAGUUUUACCCUCGCAUCUUCCCACACACACACUCACACACAAAACAAACAAAAUUUCGCUUGGAGAAUGGUUUUCCUCUUCUUUUGACCACCCCCUCUGUGAACACCCUGCUCAAACGAAACGGGCUUUUCUGCAAUCUUAUCGGAAAAAAGGCGAGACCGGUGACAGGGCUCACACCUUGCCGCGGCGCGAUUAGAUAAUGAGUCGAUUCUGUUUGCCGGCUGCUUCUUUAUUUUACCCAAGUUUGACAUUUCCCGUUCAAUACUGCCAAUUUUAACGCACUUUCUAAGCGAAGAAAUACUCUCUCUCUCUCUUUUUCUGUCUACAAAGUCUGGGUUUUAACUUUCGACGACCAUUCUGCGCUGACUUGGUUUUUAGAAAUUGAACAUUUUGUCGCUCGAGAAAUAAAAAUAGCAAGAAAUAAAAGGUUUACCUUCAUUCCACGAACUGAACAAUUGUGGCAAAAUGUGUGAUAGAGAGUAAGGGAAUUAAACUUGAAUCGAGAAACUAAUAAAAUUCGAAAACAAUUAUCCAACGCAGUUGAAAAACAUUACAUUGAAAGAUAGCAAAACAAACCAAUCCAAAUAGGCUCCGAACACAGAGACGACGAAACAUGUUCAUUUGGUUUCCCGUAAUCGAACCCCUCCCCCAAACCUUGGAUAUAGUAUAUAGGCGAACAAAAAAAAAAAAACAACAGAGUAAAUUAAAAAAAAAACACUUCCUGAAUGGGAUAGAGAUUGAGGAAGAGGGCGGUACACGAACUGAAGAGCAAACAAAAUGGAAAACUGUUUGAGAAGAGGACACACGCAGGAUAACAUUUAAGGAACUAAGUAACGAAACAUGAAUGAAAAAAAGAAACAGAAUUACACACACAACAACAAAAAAUACACGCAUGAUAAAACUUCAAAACAAUGAUUGAAUAACGGAAAAAAAAACCAACAACAUAUUUAACAUGAGCGAAACAUUCACAACGGACGCAUUACGGUGACGUUUGAAUAACACACACGCAUAGACAUAAAGAAAAACACACACACACAACCGUUGAGUAAUUAUGAGGUAAUUAAUUCAAAAAAGAAAAAAAAACAUGAAAUAUGAACGAGAAGAAGGCAAGGAGACGACAAAAAUAACUAUAUUAAAUUGAAAAAGUAAUAAAAAUAAUGUAUAUUUAAUUAUUAUUACAUAUAUAUGAAAAUUAAAUAAAAAUUCAUAUAAAAAGCUAA